Molecule: messenger RNA, 2886 nt
Organism: Cygnus atratus (black swan)
Lineage: Eukaryota; Metazoa; Chordata; Aves; Anseriformes; Anatidae
Gene: LPIN3
Product: lipin 3
Exons: 19
Coding region: 1-2631 (876 amino acids)
Biological process (GO): positive regulation of transcription by RNA polymerase II; fatty acid catabolic process; cellular response to insulin stimulus
Cellular component (GO): nucleus
Molecular function (GO): transcription coactivator activity; phosphatidate phosphatase activity
Source: RefSeq, a predicted model, not a curated record
AUGAACUACGUGGGGCAGCUUGCUGAGACUGUCUUCGUCACUGUGAAGGAGCUGUACCGGGGGCUGAACCCUGCCACCCUGACGGGCUGCAUCGAUGUGAUCGUGGUGAGGCAGCCUGAUAACUCCUUCCAGUGCUCCCCUUUCCAUGUGCGCUUCGGGAAGCUGGGUGUGCUGCACUCCAAGGAGAAGGUGGUUGACAUCGAAAUCAAUGGGGAGCCUGUGGACCUGCACAUGAAGCUGGGUGACAAUGGCGAGGCCUUCUUUGUCCAGGAGUCUGAGGAGAAUGAGAGGAGCAACCCAUCCUGCCUCUGCACGUCUCCCAUCCCCAUGGAGGAGAGCCCAGAGAGUGCCACUCAACCCUCUCAUGGCCAGGAGGCCCCGAGCGCUGAGGUGGCCCUGCGCAGGAGGAGGCGAUACAGGAGGAAGCCCAAGAGGAAGGAGGUGACGGGCCCCGCUCCGGGAGGCUGCGAGGAUGCCAGGGGCGAGGUGUCUGUGGAGGAGCUGCUCAAGCUGCCAGCCCCCGAUGAUUCAGUGUAUUUUUCCUUCACUGAUCUCCCCGAAGAAGAAACCGGGUCACUGCAGGCGCAGGAGGUCCACCCUUACUCUGAUGGGGAGCUAGCCUCCAUGGACAGCCCAGCCCCGAGCCAUCUGUCUUCUCCCAGAAGUGACUCCGAGCUGGAGAUUGGGCCACAGGAGAGUUUUGCCCUAGGGGCUGAAUCCCAUAUGCAGUGGGCCUGGGGACGGCUCCCUCGGGUGAAUAAAUCAGAAUGGGUUGAACCAGCCAAGUCCACAAAGACUGCAACAACCACUGUCUCUGUGACACCAGUGCCAGUGGAUGAGAGAACCCAUUUUCUUGCUAUCUCUGAAGGUCUGGGAGGAGGUUCAUGCCCAGCAGGACCUCAGGACCCACCUUGUUCCUCUGCAGUGCUGGCUGAUGAGCCAACACUCAUGCCUAAGGAAGGCAUCGGCCCUCCUGGACUGAUGGAUAACCCCAGUGCCAUGGGGGCAGAGAGCUCAUCAGGUGCCACCUCUGCCCCACAAGAGGAGCAGAAGGGAGGUGAGAGGGUUGUGCUGAGAGCUCAGCCAGAUGUGGAGUCCUCUGAGGGAGCUGCUGUCCUGAGCCAGGUGGGCUUGGAGAGCUGUGAGCCCCAGCAGAGACAAGGAUCCAUCAAAAGAAGCCCUCACGUGGGUCCCAGUGAUCUUUACCUUGAAGACCUCUCUAACCUGGAUGAGGAGCAGGUGGCUCUCUAUUUCCCCAGGAGUGAGGUGGAGCAACCUUCAAAGCCUGUUGCAGACCCCAGCAUCCCUUUCUGUGUCCAGCUGCCGUCAGAUGUACCUGCUGAAAGCCCCAUGGAAUCUGGCUCUGAUGUGAUGCCUGCAAUUGCCCUGUCACUGUGUGGAGGCCUUGGGGGCAGCAGGCAGAUUUCUCGUGAGAAGUUCAUGGAGCACAUCAUCUCCUACCAGGAGUUUGCUGAGAAUCCAGGGCUCCUCGAUGACCCCAACCUGGUGAUCCUGAUCAACAAGAAGUAUUACAACUGGGCAGUGGCUGCUCCCAUGGUCUUGUCCCUGCAGGCUUUCCAGAGGAACAUUCCUGAGCACACCAUUGACCGACUGGUGAAGGAGAAGAUGCCUAAGAGAGGCAGCAGGUGGUGGUUCUCCUGGAGGAGGCGAGAGUUCCCAGCAGAGGAGCAGCAGUCAAGGCCAGGGAAGGCUAAUGUGGGGACACUGCAGCCCAAGUCUGCUCAGCAGAGGCAGGAGGAGGAGGGGUCCUCCAGUGACGAGGAGCCCCUGCACCCAGGGGAUGCACUAGCAACAGCUACCUCUGCACAGAAAUCUCUGCCAACCUACAAGAAAUCCCUGAGGCUGUCAUCGGAACAAAUUGGGAGGCUGAACCUGCAGGACGGCCCCAAUGAGGUGGCGUUCAGUGUGACAACUCAGUACCAGGGCACGUGCCGCUGUGAGGCCACUAUCUACCUGUGGAACUGGGAUGACAAGGUGGUGAUCUCUGACAUCGAUGGCACCAUCACCAAGUCGGAUGCUCUUGGCCACAUCCUACCGCAUCUGGGGAAAGACUGGACUCAUCAGGGGAUAGCCAAGCUCUUCCACAAAAUCCACCUGAAUGGCUACAAGUUCCUCUACUGCUCAGCCAGGGCCAUCGGCAUGGCGCACAUCACCAAAGGCUACCUCAAAUGGGUCAACGAGCAGGGCUGUGCCCUCCCCAAAGGCCCCAUCCUGCUUGCCCCCAGCAGCCUCUUCUCUGCUUUCCACAGGGAGGUGAUUGAGAAGAAGCCAGAGGUGUUCAAGAUUGCCUGCCUGACAGACAUCCAAAACCUGUUUGCCACGAAGCUGCCCUUCUACGCGGCCUUUGGGAACAGAGCCACUGAUGUCUAUGCGUACAGGCAAGUGGGCCUGCCCGAGAGCCGCAUAUUUGUGGUCAACCCGAAGGGAGAGCUGGUCCAGGGGCUCGUGCGGAACCACAAGUCAACGUACGAGCGGCUGUCAGAGGUGGUGGAGCUGAUCUUCCCCCCCCUGGGGCAGAGGGGGAGCAUCGCUCUGGCGUGCCCCGAGUACAGCCACUUCGCCUACUGGAGGCCUCCCCUGCCUGCUGUGGACUCGGAGGCCUUCUCCUGACCCUCUCACCUGUGAUUCCCAGGCCAGGACUGAGUGUUACAGAUGUCUCCUUGUUUGCUGCGAAGGACUCUUGUAAUAUCAGGUUUUGGACUCCUAUUAUCAGGUCAUGUCGUGCAUGUGCACAAGGACCAUCCCUUCUCAAGGUGCAGAAGGGGUGGGACAAAGGGAGCUUUGACCACCAGAAACUCCAUUUACUAAACUGAACUUCCUAUAAAGAUAAUGAACAUUAAGACACAGGUUUUAAAACCUGGCUCU